AUGGCAUCUGAUUUCAAAGCUCUCGUUUCCAUAGACAAUAUAACAAAUGAUACAUUAUCUUAUUCAGAAAAUUUUCGAUAUGCAUUUGUUAUUCAUUAUCUGAGUAUUUAUGCUCUUGUACUUAUUAUAGUUGGUACUGUUGGUAAUCUCUUAACAAUAAGUGUAUUAUUUAGACGUAAUCUUCGUCGUUUUGUAACUGUCCGUUAUUUAAUAGCUGCUAGUAUAUGUGAUAUUAUAUCAUUAUAUGGAUGGAAUUUAAAUAGUUUUUAUAAAUUUAAUAUUAGCCGUUUUAAUGGUAAUAUUGAAGAUUUAUCUCUUAUUCAUUGUCGACUUAUUUCAUUUAUGACAUUUGCUGCUUUACAAUUGUCAAGUUGGUGUCUUACAGCUGUUAGUCUUGAUCGUGCUCUUAGUCUUUUUUGGCUUCAAUGGAAACAAACAUUUGGUAGACUAAGAUAUACUAAAUAUUAUAUUAUAUUUCUAACUUUUAUUUGUAUUGCACUUAACAGUCAUGUUUUAUUUUUAAAUGGCUACCGUAAACCAUCUGGUACAAUAGUAUGUUACUCGACUCGUUCAAAUCCUUCAUAUAUUUACCCACAAUGGGAACGUGUUCAUUUAGUUCUCUAUAAUCUUUGUCCAUUUACUAUAAUGUGUAUUUGUAAUACAUAUAUUAUUUGUGUUACUGUAAGAUCAAGUCGAUCACAAGUUGUUUUGGGACCAUAUAAAAAUUAUCGAAAAGGUCUCGAAAAAUAUCGACAAUUUACUGCUUUACUUAUUAUUGUAACAUUCGCUUUCGUCAUAUUGACUCUACCAGCUUGUAUCUAUUUUGUAUUUUUCCGUCAAGUAUUUGUAUCAACAACGCAACGUAGUUAUCGAUUUAUGAUUCAAAUAUUAUUAAAUUCCAUUCAAUUUACAUCACAUGGAAUCAAUUUUUUUCUUUAUUGUUUUUCGGCAUCAAGUUUUCGUCAUGAAUUAUGUGAAAUGCUUCAAGAAUUAUUACAUAAUUGUCGUUGUAUACGUUGUUGGUAUUUUAAAACUAAUAGAAAAAAUUAUCCUAUGCGACGUUAUGAUAGAACUGAUAAGAAUGGAUCACCUUUAGAACGUCAACGAAUGAAUCAUAGUUGA
Rotaria sordida is the source of this 1122-nucleotide messenger RNA. The record is from the annotation of a GenBank genome assembly. Lineage: Eukaryota; Metazoa; Rotifera; Eurotatoria; Philodinida; Philodinidae.